GAGCAAGCCGGUUGUUGUCAAUUCCUUUAACAAAAAUUAGUGAAAUUCUCGGAAAUACUUAUCAGUAAAAAUAUUAUCAUUUAAAAGAUUAUUCUACAUAACAUGUUUCUAUUUUGAACAUUGAACUUAAAAUGUGUGCAAGUUAUUGUUAAAAUCAAAUUUUUAAUUGAAAAUUCACGAACCAAAAAAAUAUCUGUGUAUACAUUUAGUGAGAAAGAGAAGCAAUAUUAUCUUCUUGGAAAUUCCGCUUGCGUAUAAUUUUGUUCAGUUCUCGGAAAAAAUUGCGCUAUUUACGGGUGCUUAGUGAUGUAAAUGUCGAGAGUUCAGCAAAGCUACGUGCCAUAAUGAUUGAAUUUUUAUUUGAAAAGGAAAAUUUCUGAGAUAUAAAAUAACUGAAACUGGAUUAUUAUUUUAAACAUAUAGCAACAUAAAAAAGAACAAAAAACAAUUUAAAAUGUUUUCAAAUAUGAGGUUGAAAUUUUUGUUACUUACUUUGACAGUAUUGUAUGUGACAAAUGCAAGUGCAAAAAUAUAUUGUGCGAAUCACACUUAUGGAGCUUCAGUUAAUACAUCAUAUAUGCAGUUUACAAAAGAGGUUAUUGAUCAAGAAUAUGUAAUGGAAGGGAACUUUAAAUAUCUUCAUUGUUGUGCCAAAGGAUAUAGAAGUAUUGAGUGGUUAAAAGACGGUAAAAGUUAUCCAUGGUCAUCAGAGGAUACAUCAUCACUCAUUUUAUAUCCAGAUGCAGAAAACCAAACGAUUUUCACAAGAAAAGCUUCAAAAAUUGAUGAAGGAAAAUACACAUGCGUUCUACGGAAUGCAACACAUAAGUUAGAACAUCACAUUGACAUUAAAGUUAUAAGUUCAUCGCCAGAUAUUCCCUUAGCAACAUUUAAACCUGUCGAUCAAUUUGUAAAUGUUGAUGGAUCGGCUAGAUUUUAUUGUGAAGCAUUUAUUGGAAAGAAAGCACUACCAAAUAUUGCAAUAAGUAUUAAAUGGCAUCAUUUAAGUGACGAUAGUAAAGUAGAAUCAAUAAAUAAUGAUGAUAAUCAUAUUGGUGAAGAAGUCGUUUAUCGAGAAGAUGGACAAAUUAUUGGAUCAUACUUGACAAUCACACAAGUAACAUUGAAUCACUAUGGACGAUAUUUAUGUCGAAUUGAAAUUGGCAAUUCAUAUAAUCAUCGAUUAGACAUGACAGCAUCACUCAUUAAUGCACUUCCCAUUGAGGCAAACUUUAGAUCUAUUCUCACAAAUCAUAUUUUUCUUGGUUCUUGUGCUGCUAUUAUUGCUCUCAUCACGUUUUUUCUUUUCCUACACUGCACGAAGUCGUGGUGGUUAGAUUACGUCGGUGCUAGCGUAAAAAAAGAAGAUGAUCUUCAGAAUAAGGAACUUGCAGUAUUCUCUUGUCGAAAACAUUUACAACCAGUGAAGUCUGAUGUGAACCGACAUUUGCGCAAUAAAUGUGAUGAUAUUAAAAUCCAAAUAGGCAGUUCUUAAGUUAAUAUCUUCCUCGCUGUAUACUCUAGUAAACUUAAGAACACUCAUACAUUCCAUAAUCUCAACUGUCAAUAACAAUUGGCAGUAUAAAUAAAAUUCUUUAAAAUAAUCAAGAGACUGUAGUUAAUAAUGUUUGUGAAUGUCCUUUUGAUAUGAAAUGUUAAAAUAAGAAAAUUAUGAGUCAAGUACAGUCAAAAGUUACAUGAAGAUUGUUUUUUUUAAAAAAAAAAAUUUGCUAAUGAUUUAAGUAAAAUAAUUAAAGUUGGCUCAAGUAUUAUUGUUGAAACAUGACAUACCUAAGAAGCAGCUUGAAAAAUAUCUUGAAAUAUUGUUUAAAAUUUUGUAAUUUUUUUUUCAUAAUUUCAAUUCAUUGCUCAGAAAACACAAAUUUAAAGUGAUAAAUAUUUAUUAUAAGUAUGGUACAGAAACUUUUUAGGUACAGAUUGAUCUGCCAAGCGAGAAUAUUUUACUGUUCAAAACCUCGUGCUUUUAUAUUGAAAAUAAUAAAAUAAAAAGUGAAUCAUUAAAUUGAUGAUCAAUAAAAAAUUGGAAUUUUAAGCCAGGAUGGCAAUGAAACAGAAAAAACCCGAGUUGAC
Molecule: messenger RNA, 2091 nt
Organism: Chironomus riparius
Lineage: Eukaryota; Metazoa; Arthropoda; Insecta; Diptera; Chironomidae
Source: the annotation of a GenBank genome assembly